This is a messenger RNA of Babesia ovata, 969 nucleotides long. Its product is annotated as L-lactate dehydrogenase. The transcript has 2 exons. NCBI's taxonomy places the organism in Eukaryota, Apicomplexa, Aconoidasida, Piroplasmida, Babesiidae. Gene Ontology annotation, biological process: carboxylic acid metabolic process. Gene Ontology annotation, molecular function: oxidoreductase activity, acting on the CH-OH group of donors, NAD or NADP as acceptor. The record is from RefSeq and is a predicted model, not a curated record. Bases 1 to 969 code for a protein of 322 amino acids.
AUGGCACCAGCGGUCAGGAGGAACAAGAUCAGCCUUAUCGGCUCGGGCAACAUCGGAGGUGUGAUGGCCUACCUCGCCCAGAUUCACGAGCUCGGAGACGUUGUGCUUUUCGACAUUGCGCCAACUCUUGGUGCCGCCAAGGCCCUUGACAUCAUGCAUGCCAACGCCGUCUACGACACCUCCCAGAGGGUCAUUGGCACCACCAAGUACGAAGACAUUGCCGACAGUGACGUGUGCAUCAUUACCGCCGGUUUGGCCAGGUUGCCGAACAAGAAGGACGAUGAGUGGAGCCGUGACGACCUCGUUGGCCCGAACAGCAAGAUCAUGACCACCAUCGGUGAGAACAUCAAGAAGUACGCCCCCAACGCUUUCGUCAUUUGCAUCACCAACCCGCUCGACGUCAUGGUCAAGAUGCUCCUCAAGUCCACUGGAUUCCCCAAGAACAAGGUUGUCGGUAUGGGAGGACUCUUGGACUCGUCCCGUAUGCGCCACUACAUUGCCGACAAGUUGAACGUCCACCCCAGAUACGUCCACGGCUGGUGCAUUGGUGGCCACGGUGACUCCAUGAUCCCGUUGGUCAACCACGUCAAGGUCAACGGCCUGCCGAUCCAGCACUUCAUUGAGACUGGAGAGAUCACCCAGGCCGACCUCGAUGCCAUUGAGAAGCGCACCAUCGGCUCUGGUAUGGAACUCGUUCAGUUGUACGGAACCGGAUCCGCUUACUUCGCGCCAGCCACCGCCGCCAUCGAGAUGGCUGCUGCUUACCUCCAGGACAAAAAGUCCAUCAUUGUCUGCUCAUGCUACCUGGAGGGUGAGUACGGCCACAGCGACGUCUACCUGGGCACGCCUGCGGUUCUUGGUGCCAACGGUGUCGAGAAGAUCAUCACCCUCAAGCUGUCCCCCGAGGAGCAGGCCAAGAUUGACGCGUCGGUCAAGGACAUCAGGAGGCUGGAGGCUCUCAGCGCCUAG